UCCUGGAGUAGAAGCAGUGCUGACUGUACUGAAGAGCAGGAGCCGGAUCUGUGAGAAAUGUAGCUUGGCUCAGGGCUACACCGGGAGCUGCUGCUUCGGUGUUAAAGAUGGCAAAACAACACCUACCUCAGGUUUUUCCAUGAUUAAUGCUAUUUUCAUAACCGGGAGGGAAGAAGAUGUGAGAAAUUUUGUGAAAUUUUCUUGUGGCAAUGUUAUCAUCAGAGAAAGUGGGGAAAAUCACUAGGCUUGAACUUCUCUUCAUUUUGAUGUUCUUCUUCUCGGGACCAACUCUGAGCAAGCUGGCCAGGACCCCCUGGAAGGGAAAAGCUUGGAAGGGGGGAUCUCGUCUUCGCCAGGAAGACUUUCCCCCGCGGAUUGUGGAACACCCUUCGGAUGUCAUUGUCUCUAAGGGAGAGCCCACCACCCUGAACUGCAAGGCGGAGGGCCGCCCCACGCCCACCAUCGAAUGGUACAAGGAUGGAGAGCGGGUGGAGACCGACAAGGACGAUCCCCGGUCCCACAGAAUGCUUCUGCCCAGUGGAUCCCUGUUCUUCCUGCGCAUUGUGCACGGGCGCAGAAGUAAACCCGACGAAGGCAGCUACGUGUGUGUGGCACGGAACUACCUUGGUGAAGCAGUGAGUCGAAAUGCAUCUCUGGAAGUGGCAUUGUUGCGAGAUGACUUCCGGCAAAACCCCACCGACGUGGUAGUGGCCGCUGGGGAGCCUGCGAUCUUGGAGUGCCAACCCCCACGGGGCCACCCCGAGCCCACCAUCUACUGGAAAAAGGACAAAGUCCGAAUUGACGACAAGGAGGAGAGAAUAAGUAUUCGUGGUGGGAAACUGAUGAUCUCCAAUACAAGAAAGAGUGAUGCAGGAAUGUAUACCUGUGUAGGCACCAAUAUGGUGGGAGAAAGAGACAGCGACCCGGCAGAGCUGACUGUCUUCGAACGACCAACAUUUCUCAGGAGGCCAAUUAACCAGGUGGUGCUGGAGGAAGAAGCUAUAGAAUUUCGCUGUCAGGUGCAGGGAGAUCCUCAACCAACCGUGCGGUGGAAAAAAGAUGAUGCAGAUCUGCCACGUGGAAGGUAUGACAUCAAAGAUGAUUACACCCUGAGAAUUAAAAAGGCUAUGAGUACAGAUGAAGGCACAUAUAUGUGUGUUGCUGAGAAUCGGGUGGGAAAAGUGGAAUCUUCUGCUACCCUCACUGUCCGAGCUCGCCCUGUUGCUCCUCCACAGUUUGUGGUUAGGCCAAGGGAUCAGAUUGUUGCUCAAGGUCGAACAGUAACAUUUCCCUGUGAAACGAAAGGAAACCCACAACCAGCUGUGUUUUGGCAGAAGGAAGGCAGCCAGAACCUGCUUUUCCCAAAUCAACCCCAGCAGCCCAACAGCCGAUGCUCCGUGUCACCAACAGGAGACCUCACGAUCACCAACAUUCAGCGCUCAGACGCCGGCUACUACAUCUGCCAGGCCCUAACUGUGGCAGGAAGCAUUUUAGCAAAAGCUCAACUGGAGGUUACUGAUGUUCUGACAGAUAGACCUCCACCAAUAAUCUUACAAGGUCCGGUAAACCAAACAUUAGCAGUAGAAGGUACAGCAAUACUGAAAUGUAAAGCCACUGGUGAUCCUCUUCCUGUAAUUAGCUGGUUAAAGGAGGGAUUUACUUUUCUGGGUAGAGAUCCAAGAGCAACUAUCCAAGAGCAAGGAACACUGCAGAUUAAGAAUUUACGGAUUUCUGAUACUGGCACUUACACUUGUGUGGCUACAAGUUCAAGUGGGGAGACUUCCUGGAGUGCUGUGCUGGAUGUGACAGAAUCUGGACCAGCAAUCAGUAAAAAUUAUGAUUUAAAUGACCUGCCAGGGCCACCAUCCAAACCACAGGUUACAGAUGUUACUAAGAACAGUGUCACCUUGUCCUGGCAGCCAGGUCCCCCUGGAGCUCUUCCAGCAAGUGCAUAUAUCAUUGAGGCUUUCAGCCAAUCCGUGAGCAAUAGCUGGCAGACAGUGGCAAACCAUGUAAAGACCACCCUCUAUACUGUGAGAGGAUUGCGGCCCAAUACAAUCUACUUGUUUAUGGUCAGAGCAAUCAACCCCCAAGGUCUCAGUGACCCAAGCCCUAUGUCAGAUCCUGUGCGUACUCAAGAUAUCAGCCCACCUGCCCAAGGAGUGGACCACAGACAAGUACAGAAAGAACUAGGGGACGUCCUUGUUCGCCUUCACACACCAGUUGUGCUGACUCCUACUACUGUCCAGGUCACAUGGACGGUGGAUCGCCAGCCGCAGUUUAUUCAAGGCUACCGAGUCAUGUAUCGUCAGACAUCAGGACUGCAAGCUACGUCAUCCUGGCAGAAUUUGGAUGCCAAAGUCCCCACUGAGCGAAGUGCUGUCUUAUCCAGUCUGAAAAAGGGGGUGACUUACGAGAUUAAAGUUCGACCCUAUUUUAAUGAGUUCCAAGGAAUGGAUAGUGAAUCUAAAACGGUCCGUACUACUGAAGAAGCCCCAAGUGCCCCUCCACAAUCUGUCACCGUGAUGACGGUCGGAAGCCACAAUAGCACAAGUAUUAGUGUUUCCUGGGAUCCUCCUCCCCCAGACCAUCAGAAUGGAAUCAUCCAAGAAUACAAGAUCUGGUGUCUAGGAAAUGAAACUCGAUUCCACAUCAACAAAACUGUGGAUGCUGCCAUUCGAUCUGUAAUAAUUGGUGGAUUAUUCCCAGGAAUCCAAUAUCGGGUAGAGGUGGCAGCUAGUACCAGUGCAGGGGUUGGAGUAAAAAGUGACCCACAGCCAAUAAUAAUUGGGGGACGUAAUGAAGUCGUCAUUACUGAGAACAAUAACAGCAUAACAGAGCAAAUCACUGAUGUUGUGAAGCAACCUGCCUUUAUCGCUGGUAUUGGUGGGGCCUGCUGGGUCAUCCUGAUGGGUUUUAGCAUCUGGCUGUACUGGCGAAGAAAGAAGAGAAAGGGGCUCAGUAAUUAUGCUGUAACAUUUCAAAGAGGAGAUGGAGGACUCAUGAGCAAUGGAAGCCGUCCAGGUCUUCUAAAUGCUGGUGAUCCCAAUUAUCCAUGGCUUGCUGAUUCAUGGCCAGCCACGAGUUUGCCAGUGAACAAUAGUAAUAGUGGUCCAAAUGAAAUUGGGAAUUUUGGGCGUGGAGAUGUGCUGCCACCGGUUCCAGGCCAAGGGGAUAAAACAGCAACGAUGCUCUCAGAUGGAGCCAUUUAUAGUAGCAUUGACUUCACAACCAAAACCACUUACAACAGUUCCAGCCAAAUAACACAGGCCACCCCAUAUGCCACGACGCAGAUCCUGCAUUCCAGUAGCAUCCAUGAAUUGGCAGUUGAUCUGCCUGAUCCACAGUGGAAAAGCUCAAUUCAGCAAAAAACAGAUCUGAUGGGAUUUGGUUAUUCUCUACCUGAUCAGAACAAAGGUAACAAUGCCUUACUUUACAUCCCUGACUACCGAUUGGCUGAGGGAUUGUCUAAUAGAAUGCCACACAACCAGUCACAGGAUUUCAGCACCACCAGCUCUCACAACAGCUCAGAAAGGAGUGGCAGUCUAUCAGGUGGGAAAGGUGGAAAAAAGAAAAAAAAUAAAAAUUCUUCCAAACCGCAGAAAAACAAUGGAUCGACCUGGGCCAAUGUUCCUCUACCUCCUCCCCCAGUCCAGCCCCUUCCGGGUACAGAGCUGGAACACUAUGCCGUGGAAGAGCAAGAAAAUGGCUAUGACAGCGAUAGCUGGUGUCCACCAUUACCCGUGCAGACAUAUUUACACCAGGGUAUAGAAGAUGAACUGGAAGAAGAUGAUGAUCGGGUCCCAACACCUCCUGUUCGAGGCGUGGCUUCUUCUCCUGCUAUCUCCUUUGGACAGCAAUCCACUGCCACGCUCACUCCCUCCCCGCGGGAGGAGAUGCAGCCCAUGCUGCAGGCUCACCUGGACGAGCUGACGAGGGCCUAUCAGUUUGAUAUAGCAAAGCAGACAUGGCACAUUCAAAGCAAUAAUCAACCUCCACAGCCCCCUGUUCCACCAUUAGGUUAUGUGUCUGGAGCCUUGAUUUCUGACUUGGAAACAGAUGUUCCAGAUGAUGAUGCUGAUGAUGAAGAGGAAGCUUUAGAAAUGCCCAGGCCCCUGAGAGCACUGGAGCAGACCCCAGGAUCCAGUAUGGACAAUCUAGACAGCUCUGUGACAGGUUCAAUGGUAAAUGGCUGGGGCUCUGCAUCUGAUGAGGAUCAUAACUUUUCUAGUCAUAGAUCUAGUGUAGGUAGCUCCUCAGAUGGCUCCAUCUUUGCCAGCGGCAGUUUUGCACAAGCACUGGUGGCAGCAGCAGAUAAAGCUGGUUUUAGGCUGGAUGGAACCAGCCUUACGAGAACAGGAAAAGCCUUUACCUCCUCUCAAAGACCUCGACCCACCAGCCCAUUUUCUACUGACAGUAAUACCAGUGCAGCUCUGAAUCAAAGUCAGAGGCCUAGGCCCACCAAAAAACACAAGGGAGGGCGAAUGGACCAACAGCCAGCAUUGCCUCAUCGCAGGGAAGGAAUGACAGAUGAUCUUCCACCACCACCAGAUCCCCCACCAGGUCAGGGUUUAAGGCAGCAAAUAGGCCCGAGCCAGCAUACUGGUAACGUGGAAAACUCAACAGAGAGAAAAGGAAGUUCUCUAGAGACACAACACGCAUCCAACUUAGAAGACACAAAGAGCUCACUGGAGUGUCCAGCUAAAACCUCUCUAGAGUGGCAGCGACAAACCCAGGAAUGGAUAAACUCCACAGAACGCCAAGAAGACACACGGAAAGCCCCACACAAACAAGGUGUUGGAUCAGAGGAGGCCUUGGUGCCCUACAGCAAACCCAGCUUCCCAUCUCCCGGUGGCCACAGCUCAUCGGGAACAUCUUCUUCGAAAGGGUCCACUGGACCCAGGAAAGCCGAGGUGUUGCGAGGGGGCCACCAGCGCAAUGCCAGUGACCUUCUUGACAUAGGAUAUAUGGGCUCAAAUAGUCAAGGACAGUUUACAGGUGAAUUAUAGUAACUGAGAGGAGACCUUCAAAGCUGCUCUGAAGGACCAUCAGGUCCGAACUCAUGGAAGUUAUGACACUAAACAGUGCAAUGAACAAUUUCUUUUAUUUAUGUACUAUUAAAAGAACUGUAAAUGCAAUGUAAAGACACACAGCCACACAUAUCCCACAGAUAUCUUACUUGUGUUCUUCUCUUAAGUAAACCACCCACCUUAACUCUUUCUUGUCAGGAGUAUAUAAAAGAAGGAAGAAAACAAAACUCAGAAACUCACCCUCCAGGAAGAAAAGGAUUUUCCUCUGUAUAUAAUUUCUUUUGUGCUUUGCUAUGCAAGCUCACCCUUUUUAGCUCUGUUCAUAUUAUUGUCUGUUCUUAAUUGUCUGUUGUACUAUAUGUGAAUUAAUGGGCUGUGUUGCCAUAUAUUAACUUUUAAUUGUGUAACUUUUAUGUUUAAAUUUUGCACUGCAAUUUUAUUUGGUGAUAAGCACAAAUCUCUACUCCUCAAAACAUGAAGAAAGAUUGAAUGUGAAGGGAGUUGCUGUACUGUAAGUGAGUUGGAUGAUGCUGGUGUAACCCGUCACAUUAGAUGGCUCUCAGUGGGGGUGUAGAAAGAGCAAGAUGCAAAGGAAUAAUGGUACUGGCAAAGUCUUCUCUGAAUUGAGAAGUGACUCAAUUUACAAAGCUUUUAUUGCUGACAAAAGUGAGGGUCAAAGGAAGGAAGUCUAAGCCUUUAGACUGAAUACACAUUCAGAUAUGCAGGUAGUGAAGAGGAACUAAUCUUGCUUUUAAAAAAAGAUAAAGUUUCAUUUAGAAUCAAUUUUACCUAAAGUUCUAAUUGACCCACCUGAGAAUUACAAGAAGCAAAAGAAAAUUAAGGCGUUUCACAAGAGCUGUAUUUAUACUACCGUUUUUAAAUAGCAUUUUCUGAAUUAUCAUAAUUAAUAUUUCCAACUCAUUAAGUCAGAAUAUAACAUGAAGCUCCCCAAGGAAACAACCAAAAUGAACUCUAGAGUACCUAGAAAAUAGUUAAAGAAGCUAUUUAUUAUUAGGACAUACUCAGGCUGCUUCUAAAUAUGAACUCUUUUGCAAUAUCUUAUUUCAUCUUUCUAAUACAUGUACAGUACACAAUAGAGGUUAGAACUGCACCACUUAAAUUCAUGACUUUUAUAAAAAUAAUGCAGUCUACAUACACUUUCAUGUUGCAUUUGAUUAAGAAGCAAAGUCAAUGCCACCCAAUGUAUAGCCAAAUUGUAAGUGCUUAUAAAGCAGUGUUCAGAGUAUGUUCAGCUCACAGUAAGUAGAUUUAUUGGAAUAAACACCUUUUGGUAGAGUCUCAGAAAUUGGCUACCAAUUAAAAUCUGUUUGACCCAUUUUAAAUGAGUAAAUUGAAAAAGAAAAUUGAAAACGAGGAAAAUUGCAUGUUUAUGACACUUUUUAAAUAAAAUCAAACCUUGUAAGUGGACAUUAAUAACGGCGUCCUGCCUUAUUUGUUUUCACAACAUUGAGAACAGGAAGUUCUGAACAUCAGUUAUGCACACUCCAAAUAUGUGACUUUGAAAUCUGUUAAACUACUGUACAUGUAUAAUCAAUCAGUAAAGUAGAAGAUUCUUGUGAUUCCCACCUGUGACAUUUUCUCAUGUACCACCUACACAAUCUUAACCUCUAUUUCUGCCUAUAUUUUCUAAUGCUUUUUCUCUAUGUUCAGUACUUGGGUGAUUGAAAAUUACUCAAUGUGAUGACCAUGAUAAAUUCUAAAAUAGGGGACCCCCUGCAUGACAGUUCACACUCUGCAUGGUUUUGGCUCAGUACAGCUCACGGGUAAUAUCAUUAAAUGUUCCAUCAUUUUUGUUCCCCCGUGACUGCAUCAGCACAGGCAGCAUAGAUUUCAGAGUUCUUGAUAGGUCCCACCAUCUUCUCGGGGCCACAUAGUUCGUUUCUUCACUGAAGAGAAGAACUUUCAGACACACUUAUAAAACCCUCCACCAACUUUCUACCAUCAGUGCCUGAAUUUUAAUGCAGUUUGGUUUCUAUCUAGGACAGAGACUGGGAAAGGGGAAAAGAUUCUGCAAAAAUGAUACAUGAUUAUUACCAACUCUAAGACAUAAUUUCAUCAUUUGUGCAGUUCCUUGCUUCACCUUCCUGCAUUUAAAAGCAAAUUUCUAAGUUGUUUUUAUUCAUUUGUUUUCCUCUUUUACUCUGCUCAGUAAUGGAAUAUAGUUUAAAACUUCGGUAUAUUACACAUUACACAUUGCCUUUACACUUAAUAACUGGCACUUGUGGAUGAUUUGUAAGUCAAGACUUCAAAGUUGUAUCUUGGUUUUACAGAUGAUUUGUAGAAUAAUGCAGGGCAUAGCAUCGUACUUUUUUGUGAUUGUUUUCAAUGCACAAAAAUUUUUAAAAUAUGUCAAUACAGACCUUGUAGCUACUUGGAAUAUUCUUUUAGAAUAAUCCAUAUUGUCUGUUAAAUCUUAUUUUAAAUAAAUUAAUCUGUCUAAUCUAUCACCCAAUAUACAUAUGCAUAGUAUCCUCACAUGGAGGAUAAUAAGGUAUAGCUAUAUGAAUUCAGGAACCAUAUCAAAAAUGAAAAGCUUUUAUCAGCUUGCUAUUUUCAAAAAUUUACUAUCAGUGAAGUCAGAAUAUUAAAAGAAGAAUACCAACCUGUAUAACAGCCACCUUGGUUUUCUUUGUGUGACAUUAAAUGAAUGUGAUUCAAAAUUCACUGAAUUCAGUCUUUGCUGGUCUAAAUAGCAUUCAGGCCAGCAUACAGGAUCAGGGGGAAAUGGUGGAAGAUAAAUUACUCUUAUCUUGCACUCCUAGGCAAUGAGGCUAUGCAGUCACACCAGACACAUGUGUUCAUAACAGGCAGGGUCUGCUUCCCAGUGCUCAAACUCAGGUAUGCCAGCAUAUGCAGUAGAGUCAACGUGCCCACCUCCAAAUCUUUGCCAUACCUUUUAAAAAUAGGAUCAUGCAGGGGCAUGAAAACAAUUGUUUCCUUCACAGGAUUUGAAUCAAGUUUAAGAAAGAAUAGAGGAAAGUCAAGACCAACGUGUGAGGUAUCACACAAUCAACUAGAACCAUUGGAACUAGAACCAUUGCAAGUUUACUUGCUUUGAAUAAGAGAACAAAAUUCAUGGUGUUCUCUGUCAUAGUUGAAAGCUCUAGGUAUUUAAAUAUAUUUUCAAUGGAAUUUAGUUCAAAGUUUGUAUGUACUUUGAUGGAACACCUCCCAAUUUCACUUCAAUAUACUUAUGUAAUUGUCCCUUGACAAUAAAAUAAUAACAAUGCCAAUGAGCUCUAAACUGUGGAUUACCUCCACUGGAAAGUGAUUGUGUGUCAGUAUUAAAGAUAUGCAGAACUAUAAGAAUCACUAAUGUUAGUUUCCUCAUCUGCUUCUGUACGUUGUGUUUAUAGAACUACAUGACAAACAUUGGUGUAAAUCAACAUGUUUUCCACAUUAUCUUAGAGGUGAAGUUAUGUUUAUUUUGCUUCUUUAUAAUGUGUUUGUCAAAUGAAACACCAUUCAUUUUUAAGUGACAUACUAAUUUUCUUUAAUUUCAUGAUUUCAAAACCAUUUAUUGUGACUUUAAAGUGUUGCAAGAUAAGGGAUUUUGUGGCCGUGGUAGAUUUUUUUAUACUUUGUUUUAUAGGUAGAUUCUUUUUUUAAACUGUAGUUGGUUUAAGUCACCAAACAGCGUCUAAAAUCUUACUGUGUUUCAUUUGAUGUUGUUAGAUUGGCAAAGAAAUUGGCAUAAAAAUUGGUUAAUAGUAUUGUCAAAGAAUUGUGUAUUGUGUACUCACUGGGAAAAAUAAAAUAUAUUCACAUUU
Molecule: messenger RNA, 8821 nt
Organism: Chinchilla lanigera (long-tailed chinchilla)
Lineage: Eukaryota; Metazoa; Chordata; Mammalia; Rodentia; Chinchillidae
Gene: Robo2
Product: roundabout guidance receptor 2
Exons: 30
Coding region: 210-5009 (1599 amino acids)
Molecular function (GO): protein binding
Source: RefSeq, a predicted model, not a curated record